CAAUCACAAAGGAAAACAAGUCUUCUUGAUGUUGCAUGUGAAAAUUUACUCGGAUUCGAAUGAUAUUAAUUCCAGCAUGAUCCAUUUGGUCGCAUAUAGAAGUAUUCGAAAACUCAAAAUAACCGAGUUACUGACUGAAAUAAGCAAGGUAGCUUAACGUCAAGGCUACCUUUCCUUCUCAUCAGUAUCUCGGUUAUUCUGAUCAGUUACUUACUCGCUUAUUUCAGUUUUUCGAGUAGGCAUCUGGUUCUUUUCCGUUGAUCAGUGAAAAAGUUUUCCACCAGUUGUACGGUGUAAGUAAGUACUUAUUAUAUUUGGUCUUGCCAAAAAGGCCGACCUGUCUCAUGACUGGGUCAAUACAAUGUUGAGGGUUUCUCUCGUCGGCGCCGUGGCGGCGCUACAGCUGCCAUGCGUUUGGUGCAGCGACCCCGACUCGAACGCUGCGCGUGCAGCUGUCGGUCUCAUGCUCGAAGGCGUGCACGACUUUCUUGCGAAAGCGAACGAUGCAAUUGUUGAAGACAGGAAGAAAGAGGCGCCACGAAAGAACGCAGUCGACGAGGCUAAGAAGAACCUUGCAGACAAAAGCGCUGUUGCAAUCCAGAAGAACCAUAUGUCUAGUUAUCUUGUAGUCUUAAUGUAGAAAUCAAGCUGAACGCUUGCUUCUACAUAGAUAUGCUUUGUAGUGGUGAGGACACACUUGCUGUGAGGUAGUUUCUAGAGAUAGGGCAAGCGCAGGUGUAGCAUAAAGUGGUGUGCGGAGAUAGUCCCUGAUCAUCAUCGUGUUCCAUUUGGUGCCUAGCCUAAGGGCGCAACAAAACAGUUCACGAAGAUUCCUCGCUAAUCAACAACAGACCGCAUCGGCAAAGAUGACAUCAGAGAAAAGCCAAUCAAAGGCCGACUCCUCGUCUAGAGGACCGACUCGCGAGGAGGCUCUGGAUUAUCUGGAGGAGAUUGGCCACAAUCUAGGCCUCCUGGCUGAAUUGCUCACAGAGCAAGAUACCGUGGUCGCGCAAAAAAUGGAAGAGCAGACCGCCCAAUCGAACGAGCUCAUUGCUGUCAUAAAGGAGGACACAGCAAAAACAAAAGAAGCCGCUGACGUAUUUUUGUUCUCUACUGGAUACUAGAUUCAUAAGAUAUUGAUAUACUAGCAAGCCUUGACCUUGAGUUGUAUCAUGCCUUGCAUCUCUUCGCAACUAAUUUUACGACUCGUUUUUAUUGGAUGAGAAACAUACCGAUCCAAUGAAACUAUGAAUUGAAUCAUUGGACAUAGGUAGUAUCUAUAAACAUGAACACUUAGAUCAACGAAACUUUUUUUCCACACAAACGACUACACAGCGCAAGUCCGGACGUCUUUCUAAAGCCAUGCGACGUCGCUCACAGCAAUUGUCUAACGCACUGUCUGGCGAACGAUCGGCGGAGCAAAAGCUAGCCACGUCAGAAAGAAUGCGCGGAACAUUACGCUUUCGUUUGCAGCAACUCCUGGAUGAGCAGAAGAUGCUACGUGACCGAAUGAAGCAGAUGCAAUCCAGAGAUUACGUUGUAUGGAAAGUUUGAAACUGUACUUGCUUCAUCUACUUUCAUACAACAUCAUGGUUCGUAGUUCAAAGCCCUUCCCAAGAGCUACGAAGCUGAUAGAAGUCUACACUCUCUUUAGAUGAUACGAGGAGUUUUUCUGGGGAGGAGGAUCUUGAAUGUCGCCAUCUUUCAUUCACCACUGAAAACGGAAAUUUGCGAUCACAGCUCGAUCACGCACUCGUCGAGAAUACACGACUAAGUGCGAGCGCACGCGGAUUACUCAAGACGCAAGCACAACUCUUGUCACAAAAGGAGGCUGCUUACGAACAACAUUCUUGUGUCAGUAGGUCCGUAGAAGUGGAUGUCUUCUUAAACAGUGUAUUAUUAAAAUGAGUUGAAAAGUAUAGCACUAGCACUACUCACCCUGUACUUGAUGUAGGAGACAUUAAAAAUCGAGCUCACAGAUAUAGUUAUCGUGAAGAUGUCCGCAAAAAGUAAAUACACAGAAGUUUAGUACUACUUCCUCUUCCUCCUGCGUCAAGGUCAAACCCAUGUGGUUCUUCAUUUUUCGGCGAACAACGACAAGUGUAAGCGAAAGGUCGAAGAGCUGUUCACCAGGAACAACGAGCUGCAACUACGCGUAGACGCUCACAGCAUUGAAAAGGAACAGUGCGAGAAGAAUCUGGACCAGCAACUGAGCCAGAGCAAGCGCAUGCUGGACCAACUGGUGGCGGACAAGGUAAUUGAUAUUGUACAGACACCCUCUAGGUUUUGUUAUGGUGCGUGUAGGCUCUGACCAUUCCUUCGGUUUUGCAGCAGUGUUUGCAAUGCUUCCGCAUGGAAAAUCACGUUCUUUGCAUACCUGCUACGGAUUGCGACUAGAUUUUUUCAUAUCCCAGACGACUCUUUCCUGCAGGGAUUCGGAUCAACGAACGUGCACUCAAAAAAUGCUUCUGCAUGGGAAAGUGAAGUGCGAAACUACGUACAAUUGCAACCUCGAGAGGCUUUGGACGAUAUCGUUGCGCGCAAAGUGCUAGCUGAGACUGACGAAGACACCCAGCAGGACAAAAAGCCAGUAGAAGGCGCGGCGGACCGAUCAGAUACAGGAGUCGAGCUCGCGAGGAAUGGUGAAGACACGGCAGAACAACUCGCUGAUGCAACAGCGAAGCGACUGCACGAUGCAGUGUACCAGAAUUAUAUGAAGAAGAUUCUGAAGAUGUCCCCCAACAACGACUUCAACCGCGACAAAGCUAGUAGAACCAGGUCUAGUAGCAGCACAGAAGCGCAGAAUCUAGAUGCGCCUUCUUCCUCGACAAGCACUUCUGAUGGAUCAACACACACCCGCACGUUGAAGAUGACAGUAAGAAAAGAGCACAAGAAACAUCGAAAUCAUGGGUCUCACGGGCCCCGGAGCACCCACGACAAGCAUGAUAGGCAGCACCGCGCGAGAGAUGCACGAAAACACGAAGCGGCGACCCACCACGGAGAGGACGUGGAAUUGAAGCCACCAAUGCAGGAAGACUACGCACUCGCAAGUAAGUGGCUUCGUUAGUAUUUUCUACGAAGGAUGAUGAAAAAUGUACAGAUGCUUGUUUACUAACGAAGGAUUGCACAAGUAAGUAGAUGCGCCACACUAUCGCCUCGAAGGAGCAUGCUCUACAUGAUCUUCAGUCUGUGCAAAGAUUGAAUGGAAUGAUAGUAUCCUGCACGCAUACUAGUCUUUGCAUGUUCAUCAGUUGUUUUUUUUCCUGGAUAAUCACCUUGAUUUUCUAUCCAACUCGCUCGAUACAACAACUCAAACUCAUGGCAAUUUUUUCCCAAAACUUUUUCCCUAAGAUGAACUGAUCAUGGCAACAUGAAUCCAUGUUGGCUUUAUUAAGAAGUAGCUACUUCUUACGCAGCGGCUCGAUAUGAAUUCACCACCCGAUCGUUCGUUCUUCUUGAGAACCAGUGAAAUCGAUGCUGUUUAGAAGAAGUAGAGGUGUCGGU
Messenger RNA from Amoebophrya sp. A25, 3504 nucleotides. Lineage: Eukaryota; Dinophyceae; Syndiniales; Amoebophryaceae. The record is from the annotation of a GenBank genome assembly.